ACUCCAACGACAUCCCCAGCGGCGACGCCUGGGCCUUCCCUGAGGCAGACCGGCGGCCCAGCGAGGCAGCGUGCAGUUCUUACAAGAAUAUGCGGGAUGGUCUGGAAGACUACAUUCUGCGUGGGAAACUGGCUGGUCCGCAUGAAUUUCCACAUAUGGCGGCGCUGGGCUUCAACGUCCCCAACACGGAGGGCCUCAGCUGGCUGUGCGGAGGGACCCUCAUCAGUGACCAGUUCGUCCUCACCGCGGCCCACUGCUGCGCCAACAGGGUCACGGGACGGCCAGUCACGGUGCGUCUGGGAGUGAACAACCUCACGGCGACAGCAGGCGGCGCAGACUACGGCAUCUCAGAAGUGGUGCUGCACCCCAGCUACAGGAAGCGGCAGUCGUACGGCGACAUCGCGCUGCUGAGGCUGGACAGGAGGGUGGAGUUCAGCGACGCCGUCUUCCCCGCCUGCCUCAGCACGCAGGACGGAGACCCGCCGAGCUUCACCGCCGCCGGCUGGGGCGCCACGAACGCUGCCGAGGGCGACGCCUGCCGGGACGGCUCGUCGGCGGGCAGGUGCCUCCGCGUGCGCCGCUGCGGGCCGGCGCUGCAGGCCAUCCGGCGGGGGCGGCCGCCACCCCCGCGCUGCGGCUUCGCCGGCCUCGAGGAGGUCGUCUGCUGCGCAGACGUCGCAGGCCGCGAGGGCGGCGCUGCCGACCUGGCCGACGUCGACGCCGGCGACAGCAACGACAUCGCGUCGAACAACGGCGCCGACGCGGCAGCCACCGACCGGCCCAGCGUAGCAGCCUGUGGCGUCUACAAAGACCAGUGGAGCGGCCCGGACGACUACAUCUUGGGCGGAACAACGGCCGGUGUUGGAGAGUUUCCACACAUGGCGGCGCUGGGCUACAACCUGCCGGAUACGGAGGGCCUCAGCUGGCUGUGCGGAGGGACCCUCAUCAGCGACCGAUUCGUGCUCACCGCGGCCCACUGCUGCGCCAACAGGAUCUCGGGCAGACCGGUGAGCGUGCGGCUCGGGACGCAGAGUCCCAGCUCGGGGGCGGUCGGCGACUCCGGCUACGGCGUCUCGCGGGUCAUCCUGCACCCCGGCUACAGCCGGCGCCAGCGCUACCACGACAUUGCGCUGCUGGAGCUGGACAGGAGCGUGGACCUGGGCGGCGCCGUCUUCCCCGCCUGCCUGGACACCAGCUCCUCCGCAGACGGCGCCGACUUCCUCGCCACUGGCUGGGGGGCCACCAACGCUGCUGGAACGCGAGCCAGCUCGGUGCUUAUGAAGACUACAAUAUUUCCAUUCCCAUUAUCGGACUGCCAAAACGCUUACAAGGAUAAGUUCCCAAGAGGACUGAAUUCAUCGGUCAUUUGUGCUGGAGAUCCGCAAGGAAAAACGGAUACGUGCGUUGGCGACUCCGGCGGUCCUCUGGUGAGGGGAAACAAAGCGCCCUACACUGUGGUCGGAAUCACCAGCUUAGGGCCAAAGCCGUGUGGCGGCACAGUGCCAAGUAUAUACACGCGCGUCUCCAGCUACGUGGGGUGGCUGGAGAAGCUCGUCUGGCCCUGACGACGGCGGCUAACAGCACGGCUAUCUCAGGGAUACUUAACAACUAUCUUCGUGGCAAUUAGCACAUAACUGUAACCAAAAUCGUACUGUGAUUAAUGUGAGGCUCGUAGUGGACAAAUUACUGAGCAAAGAACAGUAUGCGACAAAUGAAGUUCACACACACACACACACACACACACACACACACACACACACACACACACACACACACACACAAACACACACAAACACACACUCACACGCAAGAGCACUCAUCCCCAACUAUAAAAUACAUUAAAACUCAAGCAGCAAUUAUUAUUAGCGAAAUAGCUAUGUAACAUAGCUACAUGGUUUUCGUGUAAAUUGAAGCUAGUCAUUUUUGUAAAAGGACUGUAAUUUAUUAUCCAAGAGCUGUGAUAUUUAUUUAUAAGUAAUGUUACUCUCUGGAAACCAGUAUAAAGGAAAGGAGAAAAAUAUUAAACUAUUAAUUCUUUGUGUGAUUAAAAUCCCCCACGGUAACUGUGACCACAAAGUCACUCUUGGAGUAACUCCCAAGAAACACUGUAUUUUAUUUCCUGUCUCUGUGUACAAUACUUAUUUAUUAUAAUAUUAUAAUAAAAGAUUUUAUACAAUAA
Schistocerca gregaria is the source of this 2179-nucleotide messenger RNA. RefSeq names its product CLIP domain-containing serine protease 14D-like. The record is from RefSeq and is a predicted model, not a curated record. Bases 90 to 1565 code for a protein of 491 amino acids. The transcript is spliced from 10 exons. NCBI's taxonomy places the organism in Eukaryota, Metazoa, Arthropoda, Insecta, Orthoptera, Acrididae. Gene Ontology annotation, molecular function: serine-type endopeptidase activity. Gene Ontology annotation, biological process: proteolysis.